This is a messenger RNA of Daldinia vernicosa, 1125 nucleotides long. RefSeq lists its product as uncharacterized. NCBI's taxonomy places the organism in Eukaryota, Fungi, Ascomycota, Sordariomycetes, Xylariales, Hypoxylaceae. The coding region runs from base 1 to 1125 and encodes 374 amino acids. The record is from RefSeq and is a predicted model, not a curated record. The transcript has 5 exons.
AUGUCCUUGGAAAACUUCCAGUCGCUGUCGAAAGAACAACAGGAGAAGCUCCUCAAUGGCCCUGCCCUCGCACCGCCUCCGGGUGUAGUACCCAAUCUCGAUAACCCUCCACAGCAUAACGCUGGUGCCCACGCUCUUUUGGCUAUUUGUCUGAUCUUGACUGUUUUUGCGCUUUCGAUCCGCGCAUACUCCCGAAUAUUCCAGUCCAAGAGUUUGCAGGUCGCAGACUACCUGGCUGUCAUUGGAUUUGGCUGCUAUGUCGGAUACAUCUAUAUCAACUAUUGGUUUAUGAAUACCAGCGGCUUCUUUGUCCAUCAAUGGGAUGUUCGCAUGCGUGAUGCCUUCACGGUUUCUUACAUAAUACAUGUUGGAACCAAUCUUUACGGAAUUGCGGUUCUUGGCCUAAAAGCUGCUAUUCUAGUUGAUUGGAUGGGCAUCUUUGUUCCUCGGGGCUCACGGACACCGUUCUGGUGGGCAAGCGUUUUGGUGUUGAGCCUCAACACGCUGUGGUACUUGUCCAACCGGAUCAUGGAGAAUUUUCACUGCAUACCUUUCAAAAGGAUAUGGGAUUUAACCGUCCCCGGCACGUGUUACGAUUGGACGUACGGCCUCCUGGCGGCAUCUUCUAUUAACGUCAUCUCAGAUUUCGCCAUCUUUAUCCUUCCCCAAGCAACCAUCUGGCGACUGAAUAUGCCACGGAGAAGGAAGAUAGGCCUUUCUGUUAUAUUCAUGCUCGGUCUUCUCGGGUGCGUCGCUGCCACUAUCCGACUUGCCCAAACAGUCAAAUAUGUUAGAUCUGAUGACAAAGUAUAUACUGUGAGCUCUAUGACACUUGCUGCUGUUGCUGAAAUGACCUGCGGGUUCAUCGUCUUUGGGCUACCAUACUCAGUCAAGGUCUUCAACGGUGAAAAUCUAUUAUUAAAGCUGGUCUCCUCGCUUAUUUCCUUGAUAGGAUUGGUCAGUAAGAAGCAGACUGGGUCGAAUCGGGACCCAGGACACAGAUGGUCACAAACUCCUCAAGGUGUGAAGCCUAGUGAGGAGUAUCUGAUACUUGACGACAACGGGAUUCCCUUAGCGCCACGCCCCACUUCAAAAGAUGCCUCUACUGUGGUCACGCAAGUCUGA